UAAUUUGCAAAGGUAAACAGGUUUCUUCAUUAGACAUAUAAAUUGUGUUACUUAAUACAAAAAGCAAGUAUAUGGCAGCAGUUAGACAGCUGGCCCAAAAAGGCUUUAAUUUGGACAAAUUAUAUAGACUAUUUAAGACAUCAAGUUCUGUGCGCAAUAUGUCAACAAACACGAAGCCUUUACUGUAUUCCUACUGGCCAAGUUCGUGUUCCUGGAGAGUUCGCAUUGCACUUGCAGUAAAGAAAAUAGAGUACGAUAUUAAACCCACUUCUUUACUGAGUACAGUCAGCGAAAAUGCCUACACCGAAGAAUAUAGAGAAGUAAAUCCUAUGCAAAAGGUUCCCUCGUUGCAGAUUGAUGGGCAUACAUUAUGCGAUUCGGUGGCUAUAAUGCACUAUCUGGAGGAAACGCGUCCCCAACCUGCACUUCUACCUCAAGAUCCAGUAAAAAGAGCAAAGGUCCGCGAAAUUGUGGAGCUCAUUAGCUCGGGAAUUCAGCCACUGCAAAAUAGCUCCGUGUUAAAUUAUGUAGGCAAGGAGAAAAGCCUGGAGUGGGCACAGCAUUGGAUAUCUCGAGGAUUCAGAGGUUUGGAGAAGGUGCUGUCCCAAUCUGCGGGUAAAUUCUGUGUGGGAGAUGAGCUCACAAUGGCUGAUAUUUUCCUUGUGCCACAGGUUGGCAAUGCCAGAAGGUACAAAGCUGACUUAAGUCCAUAUCCCACCAUUGUUCGUUUGGACCAGGAUCUACAGAAACUGGAUGUAGUUAAAAACACCCAUCCCAAUAAACAGCCGGACUGUCCACCGAAAUUUGCCGAAAAAUAAUCAAACCGUAAAACAUUCAAAAGUGGAAUGUGUUCGUAUUGCAUUUAUAACUGAUAAUAAACGUGUAAUCAAUUGUAUA
Messenger RNA from Drosophila ficusphila, 897 nucleotides. RefSeq names its product probable maleylacetoacetate isomerase 1. Gene Ontology annotation, cellular component: mitochondrion; cytoplasm. Gene Ontology annotation, biological process: L-phenylalanine catabolic process; glutathione metabolic process. Gene Ontology annotation, molecular function: maleylacetoacetate isomerase activity; glutathione transferase activity. The record is from RefSeq and is a predicted model, not a curated record. The coding region runs from base 72 to 818 and encodes 248 amino acids. NCBI's taxonomy places the organism in Eukaryota, Metazoa, Arthropoda, Insecta, Diptera, Drosophilidae. The transcript has 3 exons.